AUGUUUGAUCCCCCUCCCUUGUAUCUUAUGCAAUCAUCCAAGGCUUCUCCAAGAUCUGCAUAUUCAAGAUCACCCUCUCCUCGUUCGCCCAAAAGACGUUCGCGUUCACCUAUUCGUCGUAGUCGCUCACGCUCUCGUUCAGCAAGCCCAGAACAUCUCCACUCUAUCCUCAUUACUAAUUUGACGCGAAAUGUCAAAGAAGAUCAUGUCAGAGAGAUAUUCAGCGAAUUUGGCAAGAUCAAGAGCCUUGAAUUUCCCAUCAAUAAGCUCUUGAAUACAAACAAGGGAAAGGCAUACAUUGAUUUUGAGACGCAAGAGGACGCUAAUAAGGCCAUAAGUUAUAUGGAUAAUGCACAAUUGGAUGGCAAGAGAAUUGUCUGUGUUGUUGCUCCCAAACAUCGUGAGAGAUCCCCUUCACCACGCAGAGCUCGUUAUUCUCCACCUCCAUAUAGAAAAGCCAACAACCGUGGCCCACCACCUUCAGUAAACCGUCGUGGAGAUCGAUAUGGAACCGGCAGAGACAGAGGAAGACGUUAUUCUCGUUCACCUUCCAGAUCACCUAUACGACGUGGAAGACGCUAUUCCUAUUCUCGCUCAAGAUCUCCCAGUCGCAGCUUUUCUCGUGGAAGAAGACGAUCUUACUCUCGUAGUAGACGCAGCUACUCUCGUGGACGCAGUUAUUCUCGUAGCAGAAGUUAUUCUAGAAGUUUGAGUCGUAGCCGUAGCCUCAGUCGUAGCAGAUCACCUAUUAGACGCAGUAGGUCACCCAUCAGACGUAGCAGAUCUAUUCGUCGUAGCAGAUCAUCUCUUCGAAGAAGCCGAUCUCCUAUUAGACGUAGUAGAUCCAUCAGACGUAGCCGAUCUCCCAUCAGAAGAAGCAGAUCCAUUCGACGCAGUAGAUCCCCUCUCAGAAGAAGCAGAUCAAGAUCAUAUAGCAGAUCACUUUCCAGACGCAGAAGUUCAAGUAUUAGACGUUAA
Molecule: messenger RNA, 978 nt
Organism: Mucor velutinosus
Lineage: Eukaryota; Fungi; Mucoromycota; Mucoromycetes; Mucorales; Mucoraceae
Product: 40S ribosomal protein
Exons: 5
Coding region: 1-978 (325 amino acids)
Biological process (GO): mRNA splicing, via spliceosome
Cellular component (GO): cytoplasm; nucleoplasm; ASAP complex
Molecular function (GO): RNA binding
Source: RefSeq, a predicted model, not a curated record